CACAAAUCAGAACUAUACUUCAGGAUCUAUCUUCUCUGCGCGGAAGAAGCUGGCAUUUCUCCUCGAAAACCCUAACCAGAAAUCCGAUUCCUUUACUCCUUCGCAAGAAAGAUUCGAUGGCUGGGAUUGGUCCGAUUACGCAGGACUGGGAGCCCGUCGUGAUCCGCAAGAAAGCUCCAAACGCAGCUGCUAAGAAGGACGAGAAGGCUGUCAACGCUGCCCGGCGGAUGGGCGCGGAGAUCGAGACCUUGAAGAAGUCUAAUGCUGGCAGCAACAAAGCAGCUUCAAGUAGCACAACAUUGAAUACAAGAAAGCUUGAUGAAGAAACAGAAAACCUUUCUCAUGAUAAGGUUCCGGCUGAGCUGAAGAAGAAUAUCAUUCAAGCUCGAAUAGAUAAGAAACUAAACCAGUCGCAGCUUGCACAGUUGAUCAAUGAGAAGCCCCAGGUGAUUCAAGAGUACGAGUCCGGGAAGGCAAUCCCAAAUCAACAGAUCAUCAACAAACUGGAAAGAGUCCUUGGAGUGAAACUGCGGGGUAAAAAAUAAUUUUAAGCUAGUAUGUCUUACAGAUCAUGAAGGCAUUAUUUGAAACUAUGUAUUGAGUUAUUGUGCCGUUAGUUCCUGUGCUGCUUAUGUUAGUCAACCCUUGCAUGUGUUCUUGUAUUACCUUGUAAGUGAAUUUUAGACUGUUGAUGGCUUUCAUGAUUAAUGUGCAUCUGUUUCGCUUAACGUGCCUGCUAAA
This is a messenger RNA of Dendrobium catenatum, 741 nucleotides long. Its product is annotated as multiprotein-bridging factor 1b. Gene Ontology annotation, molecular function: DNA binding. Gene Ontology annotation, cellular component: nucleus. Lineage: Eukaryota; Viridiplantae; Streptophyta; Magnoliopsida; Asparagales; Orchidaceae. Bases 117 to 545 code for a protein of 142 amino acids. The transcript is spliced from 4 exons. The record is from RefSeq and is a predicted model, not a curated record.